AAUAGAUGAAAUAAAUUGAGAGAAAAUGACAGAAAAAAGGUAGCGCAGGGAGACAAUCGUGCUUCGCUGCAUCGCCUUGUGCUCAUCAUCGCGUGAAACUCCAUUGAAGAGAGGACGAUUCGUCGUCGUCCACGUCACUCACACCUAGAAAUGGAUGGAACAAUCCAAGAUGGAAGAACCGUGGAUUCAUUCUUGCGGAACUACAAGCUCGGAAAGACUCUUGGGAUUGGCUCAUUUGGUAAAGUUAAAAUUGCUGAACACGCAUUGACUGGCCACAAAGUUGCUGUCAAGAUCCUUAACCGCAAGAAAAUUAAGAAUAUGGACAUGGAAGAAAAAGUAAGACGAGAAAUCAAAAUUUUGAGAUUGUUUAUGCAUCUUCAUAUCAUUCGUCUGUAUGAGGUCGUGGAGACACAGUCUGAUAUUUACGUUGUGAUGGAGUAUGUUAAAUCUGGUGAAUUGUUUGAUUAUAUUGUGGAGAAAGGCAGGUUACAUGAGGAUGAAGCCCGCAUCUUCUUUCAGCAGAUAAUAUCGGGAGUGGAAUAUUGCCAUAGGAAUAUGGUGGUUCACCGGGAUCUGAAGCCAGAGAACUUGCUUUUGGAUUCUAAAUUGAACGUGAAGAUUGCUGAUUUCGGCUUGAGUAACAUCAUGCGUGAUGGUCAUUUCCUGAAGACAAGUUGUGGAAGCCCCAACUAUGCUGCUCCAGAGGUUAUAUCUGGUAAAUUAUACGCGGGGCCUGAAGUGGACGUGUGGAGCUGUGGUGUUAUUCUCUAUGCACUUCUUUGCGGCACCCUUCCCUUUGAUGAUGAGAACAUUCCUAAUCUUUUCAAGAAAAUUAAGGGUGGAAUUUAUACCCUCCCCAGCCAUUUAUCGGUUGGUGCUAGAGAUUUGAUUCCUAGGAUGCUUAUUGUUGAUCCAACUAAGCGAAUGACUAUUCCCGAGAUUCGUGCUCACCUUUGGUUCCAAGCUCAUCUGCCCCGCUACUUAGCUGUUCCGCCGCCAGAUACAACACAACAAGCUAAAAAGAUUGACGAAGAGAUUCUUCAUGAAGUGGUUAAUAUGGGAUUCGACAGGAAUGUGCUUCUUGAUUCUAUUCAAAACAGAGUUCAAAAUGAGGGUACUGUUACGUACUAUCUGCUGCUAGACAACAGGUUUCGUGUAUCGGGUGGCUACCUUGGAUCCGAAUUUCAAGAAACUGUGGAACUCGGAUAUAACUCAACUAAUCCAAGUGAGACUGUAGCCUCUCCUGUUGGGCAACGAUCUCCUGGAGCUAUCGACUAUCAACAAUUGGGGGGAAGGCAAUUUCCAUCCGAGAGGAAAUGGGCACUUGGACUCCAGUCUCGAGCCCAUCCGCGCGAGAUAAUGGCUGAAGUUCUCAAAGCUCUUCAAGAAUUGAAUGUUUACUGGAAAAAGAUUGGGCAGUACAACAUGAAAUGCAGAUGGGUUCCUGGCGAUCCUGGUCAUAGUGAAGGAGCAGUUAAUAAUUCUAUGCACGACAACAAUUAUUUUGGGGAUGAAUCUUCUAUCGUCGAGCUUGGUGCCAAUAUUAAGCCACAGCAUGUAGUCAAAUUUGAAGUGCAGCUUUACAAGACCCGCGAAGACAAAUAUUUGCUCGAUCUGCAGAGAGUCCAGGGUCCGCAGUUCCUUUUCCUUGAUCUGUGCGCUGCAUUCCUAGCUCAGCUACGUGUGCUCUGAUUUUUAGCAGCGAAACAUCUUCUCGUCCGGGGUGGAGAAUUACAAGGUGAUGUAUGUGUAUAUAAUUGUUUCCAGCUAAAUGUCGAAUCUCCUCCUUAGAGACGAACGUCGUGCCAAGCUGAUAAAUUUUGCUCCAACGCGCCAGGAGUUGGCUUCUGCGACGACAUUCCAUCUGCUGUAACUUUUGUUGUCUUAAUAUUGUGCAAUCCUAAAGAGACCAAAGCCUCUCAUCAACACCUGAAAAUAUUGUGGUAGUCGACCUAAGUUGUGUCAGCUGUAACUUUGCUUAUGUAAUCAUGUAAUAGAAUUUCAAUUAAGCAGGUUGAUGUCAACACUUAUUUAGCUGUAGAGCUUAGGUUUAUUUUCUCAUAAGAUCCCAGUUUUAUUCAAUAAUACGGCUCUGGGACUGAAGGUUUUUGUUGUACUAGUAUUUUAUGUUGUUGUAUCAUGUUUCAUCCUAUUUUGAAGGGCCGAUUGCUACAACAUAUGCUAUAGGUUCACAAUGAAAAUAGUUUUUAUCUUUUUA
This is a messenger RNA of Salvia splendens (bonfire salvia), 2218 nucleotides long. RefSeq names its product SNF1-related protein kinase catalytic subunit alpha KIN10. Lineage: Eukaryota; Viridiplantae; Streptophyta; Magnoliopsida; Lamiales; Lamiaceae. Gene Ontology annotation, molecular function: protein serine/threonine kinase activity; ATP binding. Gene Ontology annotation, biological process: protein phosphorylation; intracellular signal transduction. The transcript is spliced from 11 exons. Gene Ontology annotation, cellular component: cytoplasm. The record is from RefSeq and is a predicted model, not a curated record. Bases 151 to 1692 code for a protein of 513 amino acids.